Microcebus murinus (gray mouse lemur) is the source of this 3970-nucleotide messenger RNA. RefSeq names its product mab-21 like 3 (gene MAB21L3). NCBI's taxonomy places the organism in Eukaryota, Metazoa, Chordata, Mammalia, Primates, Cheirogaleidae. The record is from RefSeq and is a predicted model, not a curated record.
UUGACUUUAAAACAUAAGCUCUUAGUUCUCACAACAGAAAUUGAGCCAAAGCUAGCUUAUGUUUUCAUGCUUGCAUUUGGCGGAAGUCAUGAGAAAUGAGGACAUUUAUUUCCGGAGGAAGGAGGAGAAUCUGAAUUAACUUUGAAUUUACCUGGUGGCCCUGCAUAGUGCCUUAGGCAUACUAUUACUCAGUGCAUUUUUAGUAAUCCAAUAUCUAAUGAGUCAGAGAUCUAUAUCUACAAAGAAAGCUUAUCUUCAUCCAUCUGUCAGGUAGGAACUGUCAGAAGGCCUGUGUUUGUGGGACUGCUCUAUAUUCCAGAACCUUUGCUCAGAAAGAACUAUUAAUAUAUCACUGAGUAAGGAACUAGCUUGUGUUCAUACAACACCUCUCGUUUCCUGGAUGGGGCAUCCUGGUAAAAUCAGACCGUAGUAGCUGCCCUGGGCAUAUGCUUCCCGUUCUUCUUCUCCCAGGAUUCUCAGUUGGCCCUGUGGCUUGUUUCUGUAUGUGGCAGGCAUCCCUGGGUCUUAGGGCAAGCAAAGAUUCUAGUUAUGACAUUUUGAUCAGCUGCAGUCUGGUGCAACCAAGACAGGGCAGCAACAGGAGCAAAAAUGAUGAAAGUUUAUUGCCUCUGCUGACGGGAGUCUGGGAUAACCCUAGAGCAUUAGGAAAGGCGUUACCAGCAGAAGGGGACUCCUGAGUUAAUGAUUAUAGUGAAAGCAGAAGUAAGGACAAAAACAAGAGCCUGUGGGAGGAACAACAGGAGGACUUCGAUGAAGUUGAAAAGGAGGUGGAGAGAGAAUUCUGAAUCGCCAAGUUCAGAGGAAGACGCUCUUGUUCUGUCUGUGCAAAACUAAUAGUUUGGCACCACUGACAGUGAUAACAGAAGGAUUCUCACAGUUCUUUUCAUUUGAGUGAAGAAUUGAGAAGGCAAGUCUGUGGUCCAUGUACACAUUUCCAGAGAAAGUUAGCAACCAGACACUAACAACACUGGGAAGGCUACCCACAAGUGUUGUGCUCCACCGAGAAAAAAAACAAGAAGUUGCUGUUCUACUCGGGAUUAACCAAGAAGCCAUGAAAUCCCUUCCUGCGGGGAACUUAGAAGAUUGCCUGCUGAGUAAGGUGGACUCGAGGCGCCAGCGGAUCUCCCAGACUGUGGAGGAGGUGCAGAAGGUCAUUCAUCAGUUGACCACAGAAAUCAGCCACCAAGACAUUAGAUUUCAAGCCGUGCCACACUUUGACACAUACAACAGGAACAUUAAGGUUUUGGCCCCCGGUCAGUUCCUCGUCACAGUCCCAAUAAAAGGCCUGGCUGGGUACAGGGAGGCCAGCGAGCAGCGCUGGCGGUACUACACCCUGCAGGGUGCCAGGCUGCCCUGCCCCCUGCCGGCCCCCGAGGGCCUGCAGCAGUGGCUGGAAGUGGAGCAGUUCGUGAAGAGCCUGUGGCAGUGGCAUGAGGCAGACGUGAACAUCGAGGGGGACAUCGUGCCCGCCAAGGUUCUCCAGGUGUUCCGGAAACUGGUGGAAAAUGCAAUUAGAACCUGUCACCUCUCAGGUAAGGUGAGCAUGCUAGCAAACCGCGCUGCAGUUUGGGUUGCCGUGGAAACAUCCGGAGGUCAGGUGGAGCUAGAGCUGGCCCCCGCGGUGGAGAUCCCCACCACCUGGUCGCAGAAAGCCCGGUGGCCUCGAUGUCUGCAGCGCUGGCCUUCCCCAGAGAGGGUGAAGUGCAUCAAGUCAUUUGGGUUUAACCUGCUGGCCCGUUCGAAUUACCACUGGGAGCUGAGCUUCCUGCAGGCCGAGCAGGUGCUGCUGGAGCAGCUGGACGAGGACGGGGGCUGCCGCAGGAAGUGCCUCCAGGUCAUGAGGCAGCUGAAGGAGGACGUCUGGUGCCCAGGGAAGAGGCCCGUCCUCACGUCCCACCACCUGCAGACGGUGCUCUUUUGGACCUGUGAGAAAUACCCGCACUUUAAAGACUGGCAGGUCUUCAGCAAAGCAUUCCUGCGCCUGGUGAGGAAGUUGCACAAGUGUGUGAGCCAGCACUUUCUGAAACACUAUUUCGUCCGAAACAGUAACCUCCUUCGGUGCGCGAACUCGGGCGAACUGGACGCAGUGGCCCAAAAGCUGGCCUUCUUCCUGAAGAACCCCCAGAUCAGCCUGCCCUGAGUGCUGCCCUGGCCUGGGUAGCCCUUGCACAUUUCAUUCAGGCUUGACCUCAUUUUCUGGAUGGUUCCUAAGCCAGGUGCCAGGAUCCUGCCCAGGAGAGCGGAAGCACAUGCACAGGAAAUCACGUCCGAGCAGCAGCACUUAAGAGGGGAAGCUGUGCCCACGAUGUCUGACCCAGGCCUCCCUGGAGCCAAGCGAGCAUUUCAGCCCUAGCUACCUCUCUUGGGGACACCUGUCAUCAAACUUCCCCAAGCUGCAGAUUCCGAACUGAUGACAGUUCUGAAUUUAUUUUCCCUUGCUCAGGCUCGAGCGUCUGACAGGGAGGAUGGAGACAGAAUCCCUGGAAGGCUAGACAUUAGCCUGCUGCCCAGGAGUGCUCUCCAGCUCACUGGACAUGGGCUCACCAUGCCUCCCACGGAGCAGGCUGUGAGCCUAUGGCACUGUGCUGGUGCCUUUCCAAGGGAUGGCCUUGGAUCAACACUAGGUGUCGCUGGCUGGCUGGGUGGCUGGUGAUUGCGUGGGCCAGCGCCUGCAGCACUGAUGGAGUGAUUGCACCUGGUGUGUAAGCGCAGGUGCUUCCUGCAGCCCUGCAGCUUUCCUGGGCCGUGGGUCGUCGGCUUCCUGGUGUUCUCUGAGCAGAGAAGGAAUGAUUUUGAUGGUAAGAGUAAGUCAGAGAUGACAGCGCAGAUCUGUCUGCCGCCUGAACCCAGCCACAGCCCUCUCUUUGCUUCCCAUGCCAUGGCGGGACUUCCUGAUAUUUAUGCAAGGAACUCAGUACUGUGGUCUGCGUGGAAUGACCUUGGCGUGGCUCAUCUCCCAAUACAUUCCUUUACCCGCUUCAUUCACUCACUCAUUCAUUGGUAAAUAAAUGUUCAUUCGGGCACUUGGAAUACGGCAAAGAUGGACAAAGACUUCCCAUGGUGGGGAUAACACCCAAUGGUGGAGACGAGCAAUGAACAGCAGAUUUGUAAACAUGAUGUUACAGGUGGAAGAGAAUGCUCUGAAAGAAACAAUGUUGAAAUAGAGUCACAGAAAGGUCCAGGCAGGAUGAAAAUGCAAACAGUUAAAAGGGAAGGAAAGGUGACCGAGGGCAGGCCUGGAGGGGCUGGCAGGAGUCGGGUCACUUGGCCUUGUAAAGCCCGUGAGGAAUCAGUAUUUUAUUCUAAGAUCAAAGGUGUGACAUUUGGCCUCUCCUGAAGCAGAGGGGUAUCAUGGUCUGACUUGCAUUUUAAAUGAACGUUCUUAUAACUGCAUAAAGAGCGUUGGGGCUCACACGAGAGCCAGGGGCACUGCAGUCCCUGGAGCCUCCCAUCUGCAAUCCCGCCCAGCCCCAGAAAGCAACGCAUCCUGUGCAGCACAAGUGACCAGGAACUCCCAGAGGUCCUGGUGACACCUUGGUUUCUUCUGGCAUUUUCUUAACUGCUUCUCAACUCAAGGGGCUCCUUUAUGACUUUUGAAUAUUUCCCCCCAAAUGUAUAUAACAAAGUGAAAUUUCUAAAGCAUGAACUACUGAUUUUGUUUUGAUGGAAAUCCACAUUUGGAAAUGAAAAUAAUUAUUUUUCAAAACUACUGUCACCGAAUGGUGGGGGCCCUAGGUUAUCACAUAGGAAAUCACCGUUUUAAAAUGUUAGGGGGGGAAAAAGGUCUUUCCAAACAUACAAUAAUGAACAAACUAGUGUUUUGUUAAAUCAUCAAAAAACUUGCAUUCUCAUUCUCAUAUUCUUGUAUCUUGGGAAACAUCAUUUUUGAGAGGGUGGCAAAUGUUUUUUUUUUUUUCUUUUUAUGAUGAAAACAUCUUUUGUUUUCAAC